UUCCCUGGUUAGGAUUCUGAAAGCAAGGAAUUUAAUGCAGAAGUACACUGGAAGCACAUCAUGGGCCAGAAUGUUGCAGAUUACAUGCGCUACUUAAUGGAAGAAGAUGAAGAUGCUUACAAGAAACAGUUCUCUCAAUACAUAAAGAACAGCGUAACUCCAGACGUGGAAGAAAUGUGUAAGAAAGCUCAUGCUGCUAUACGAGAGAAUCCGGUCUAUGAAAGGAAGCCCAAGAAAGAAGUUAAAAAGCAGAGGUGGAACCGUCCCAAAAAGUCCCUUGCUCAGAAGAAGGAUCGGGUAGCUCAAAAGAAGGCAAGCUUCCUCAGCGCUCAGGAGCGGGCUGCUGAGAGCUAAACCAAACAAUU
Symphalangus syndactylus (siamang) is the source of this 365-nucleotide messenger RNA. Its product is annotated as large ribosomal subunit protein uL18-like. The record is from RefSeq and is a predicted model, not a curated record. Gene Ontology annotation, cellular component: ribosome; cytosolic large ribosomal subunit. Lineage: Eukaryota; Metazoa; Chordata; Mammalia; Primates; Hylobatidae. Gene Ontology annotation, biological process: translation; ribosomal large subunit assembly. Gene Ontology annotation, molecular function: 5S rRNA binding; structural constituent of ribosome.